CUCCCCAAACUCCGCCCAGCCCAGUCCGCCAGCUUCCGUGGCGGCAUGGAGGUGGCGGGCCCGCGGCGGGCAGGCGUUCGGCGAGUGGAGGAGGGGGAUCGCGUGGUGGUGUACGAGGCGCGGGACGCCAUGCGCAUCGCCACCGUCACGCCCAGCCGCUCCCUGCAGAACCGCUUUGGAGUGUUCCGGCACAGCGAGUGGGUGGGGCAGCCGGUGGGGUCGCGGGUGCGGGCGGCCAAGGGAGGCGGCUUCGUGCACCUGCUUGCACCCUCGCCCGCCCUCUGGACCAAGGUGCUACCGCACCGCACGCAGAUCCUCUACCUGCCGGACAUCGCGCUCAUCAUCGCCCGCCUGGCUGUCACGCCCGGCGCCACCGUGCUGGAGAGCGGCACCGGCAGCGGCAGCCUGUCGCACUCCCUCGCCCGCGCCGUGGCGCCCACCGGCCGCCUGCUCUCCUUCGACUUCCACCACGCCCGUGCGGAGCAAGCCCGGGCGGAGUUUGAAGCCAAUGGCAUAGCGGGCGUGGCCAGUGUGCAGGUCAGGGACAUCCAGGGCCUCGGCUUUCCCCCUCACCUGCAUGCCUCCGCGCACGCCGCCUUCCUGGACCUGCCCUGCCCCUGGCUCGCCCUGCCCUCCGCCGCCGCGUGCCUGCUGCCGGGCGGGCGGCUGUGCUCCUUCUCGCCCUGCAUGGAGCAGGUGCAGCGCUGCUCCCAAGCCAUGCGCGCCCACGGCCUCACCG
This is a messenger RNA of Closterium sp. Naga37s-1, 739 nucleotides long. The record is from the annotation of a GenBank genome assembly. NCBI's taxonomy places the organism in Eukaryota, Viridiplantae, Streptophyta, Zygnematophyceae, Desmidiales, Closteriaceae.